AUGAAUUAGAGAAGCAUUUUUAAAAUUAAAUUUUUAUUAAUAUUUUUUAUCAUUCUAUACAUUAUAGAAGAAUGUUAUGGAAUUAUUAGCGAUAUAAAUAUAGAAGGAUACUAGAUUCCUUUUUGUAUCUAAUACCUUAAUGCUGCUACUCUAAGUGAUAGAGAUAAUCCAAAUAGUAUUACUUUGUGCUUAAAAUGUUAAAAAAUGAGAGUCCUAUCAAGUGAUUAUAAGACAUGCUUAAAUGUAAGAGAAGAGAUAGUAAAUUUGAAACUGCUAAAUUGCAAAAGAUUGGAUUAUUUAGGUUAAUGUGCAGAAGCAAUAGAUGGAAUUGAGAUUAUAGAUGGUAAGUAUUCAUUUACGGAUUAGAAUUAUUAAAAUGAUAGAUGCGCAAUUGCUUCUAAAAACUAUGAAAGCUGCUUAAUGCCAAGAUUUGGAUAUGCUCUUGAUAUUAAAGAAUAAAGGUUAUAUAAAGAUCAUUCAAAAUAUCCUACUUUCUGCUAGCUUUACGAUUCAUUUUUAGAAAAAUGCAUUAAAUAUUUUGACUAUUUCCUACCUAGUGAAGCCUCAAAUGGACUUUCUAUUUACUUAAAUAACUUUAUCAAUCCUCAUCUAGUUGACUCUAUUGUUUCUCAUUCAAAUAAAAUAGUGUGUGUAGAUAGUAACAAAUAUUUUUAUAGCUUAAAUGGAUGUUUUAGUAAGAGUUUGUAUAUAUCGACUGAAAUUACUAUUCACUAUUGCAAAGAAUUUUUAAAUAAUGGUAUUUGCAAAUAGUGUAAAGACAAAUACGCUUUAUAGAAAAAUGGCCUUUCUUGCCAAAAGAUUUUUAUACCUAAGUGUGUUAUGUAUGAUAUAAUAGAAGAAAAAUCAGUUUGCAUUUAAUGUUAGCCUUUUUAUAGAAUUAAAUAUUUUGAUUGUAUACUAAUGGAGAAUUGUUAAAUGCUUCAUCCUCUUAAUCCAAAUAUAUGUAUUGCAUGCUAGUCUCCUUACUAGUUAAAUAAAUUGAAAAAUAUAUGUGAACAGCCUUAACAAUAAAUAGUUACUGAGGCAUUUUGCGAAUUGUAUUCUUCGAAUGGUAAGUGUUUGCUAUGUAAAUAGAAUCAAUUUAACUAUUUAUUUUAAGGCUACUGUAUUCCUAGAUAAAAGUCUUAAUUUUGUAAAAAUCCAGAUCCUAAUAACGAUUCUUGCUUAACACUAGAAUGUAUUAAUGAUACAUAUUAUGCUUAAAUAAAUUCUGAAGAUUUUUCCUUCAAUUAUGAGCAACCUGAUAUAAAAGAAAUAGCUUUGAAUAAUUUAAUCAAAUAUAGACUAGUAGCUUAAAAGUCAUUCUCAAUAUUUUGUAAUAAAAGAAUUAAUUAUCCAAUAACUAAUUGCUAAAUUUAUCACCCUUUAUAUGAGUCUUGUUAAAAAUGUGAAAAUAACUUUUAUAUGAAGAGAACUAAUUUUGAUAAUAGCAAUCAAUCUAAUAUUCAAGUAAAUUCAAGCCAAAUAGAUGCAAAUGAUUUAGAUUAUUAAAGUACUAGUGAUUUCAGUGUGUUCAUUUGUUAGAAAGAGUUUAAUUUUCAUUAGGUGCAGAUAUAAAAUUGUAUGUAAUAUAGUUUAGAUGGAAUUUACUGCAUUUAAUGUUUGCCUGGAUAUUAUGAAGCGAAAAAAAAAUGUAUUUAAGGUAUUCCGAAUUGUAAAAUUCAUGGAGGCUUUUAAAAAUGUUUGGAAUGUGAAGAAGGUUUUAUCUUAAUUACAUAUAAAAAUGAUAACGAAGUAUUUUAAAAAAGAUGUGAAAAAAAUAAAAAUAUUAGACCAAUUCAAAAAAAUGAUGGAAGCUUUUAUUAGCAGGAUGAACCAUAAAAUGCUAUUAAAUCUAUAAUUAAUAAAAUGAGUUUUUGCAAAUUUAUAAAUUUAGGUUACAUCAUGUUUAAAAGUUAUAAAAUAUGUUUAAAUGAUAGCUAUCUCCCUGAUUGUUAAGAAGGCUAUUAUGGUUAGUAAAAUAAAAUUAUAUGUGAGACUUGCAGAAUGAGAUUUAUCCUCUACAAUAAUACUUGUUAUAAAGAUAAGCUAUACUAACCUAUCUAUUCUUAAAGAAAGCUUCAGAAAAUUACUAAAAAAUGUAUGUCUGUAAUUAAUUAAUAGUCCUCAGGAUGUGAUACUAAUAUAUAAGAUUAAAUAGUAAUUAGUCAGCCAUCGAUUUAUGGUGAAACUGAUGAAAGCAUAAAGUAUAAUAUCACUUUAUGCUAAAUAAAAAACUGUUAAGUGUGUGAAUAUGAUAGAUGUUUAAAAUGCAAUUAAUCAUAUAAACUAUUAGAUUAAAAAGUUUGCUAAAAAAUUUGUGAGGAUAAUAGUAAAGAUGAAGAAUGUACAAAAGAAAUAAAGUAAAGUGAUGAUGAAAAUAAAAUAUUUGAGAAAGAUUAAAAUAAUGAUAACCUAAGUGCUAAUAAAACAGAUAACAAAUAAAAAACUGAAUUACAAAAACAGUAAGGUUUUUAACCUUAUCGCAAAAUUUUGAAAAUCUUGUUAAUAAUUGCUGCUUGUAUAACAGCAGUGAUAAUAAUAUUUUACUUGUAUAGGUAUGCAAGAUAAAAAAAAAUGUAAAAUGAUCAAAACAGUUAAAGCUAUACUCUUUUUUAGUGA
This is a messenger RNA of Tetrahymena thermophila SB210, 2622 nucleotides long. Its product is annotated as transmembrane protein, putative. NCBI's taxonomy places the organism in Eukaryota, Ciliophora, Oligohymenophorea, Hymenostomatida, Tetrahymenidae. The record is from RefSeq and is a predicted model, not a curated record. The transcript has a single exon.